CAGGCUAAGUCGGCCGCUCUAUAGCGAAGAGAAAGCAUGCAAUGUGCUAGCCUGUUGGAUAUUGCUUGAGUGAGACGUGUACGCCAACAACUUCAACAAGGAUAAGAUAUAGCUGUCGGGCACAAGUUCCGAGACCGCGUCUUUCCGCAGUGGCGGACCAGCCGCACGUUUGCCACGAAACCGGAAAUCUAGGACCAUGAUCUAGGCACCGAGGUCCUGCAGGCUCGGACGCCACCUGAUCCUCAGGCUUGGGAUCCCUCUGCUCUUGACCACAACUGUCGUCGACAUUGCGUCGACAGCUUAGGACAGGACGGAUUCCGAAAACAUCCACUUACUCGAGGUCAAGCUCGACCCUGUACAUUGCAAUGGAGAUCUACAUCAAGCACAUUCCCCAAUGCGCCUUGUGGCAAAUCCAAGCCGAGCUCGCGGGUGUCCUUCAUAACGAUUACUUGCUGCAGCAUACUGGCGUACCUGUAAAUUUUGAUCUACACUUGAUCCCCUCGAAGACCAUUCCAGGUCAACAUGCAGGCUACGGCUUUCUUACCGUCCCUACGUAUGAAGUCGGCGAACUCUUUCUUGAGCAAGUCGAGGGUAAACAUGCUCCGACCAAGAUUUCCAUCCACGGACGGAGGUUAUGGUUCACUCAGAGCAAUAGUGACCCUCGACCCGACACUGUACAGAAUAUCACACGGUUACCGUAUAUCGACGCCGACGCCGUUCGGCGAAAGCAAGAGCUGGAGGAAGAGCUGCACAUCAAUACAGUCUCUCUUUCCAUGAUCCAGUUCGGAUGGGAGACCAGGGAUAGACCGUCCCGUUACUCCGUCGAGUGGGAGCGUUCGUUUGAUUGGGACUGCAGUCUCACCUUUGGCGGCGAACGUCGUGAGAUGCGCAUCGAGCUGUAUGGAGAGGACUACACACAUUCGAUCGUGAUUCAUCUAUCGCAUAUCGAGCACAGUAUGGCGGGUUCCGACCGCUCUGGACAGCCCAUCAUUUUCCUCCGCCUUUUCAGGCCCCCUUCCUUCGAGCGGAAGAUCUCGCUCGCCCAACAGAUCGCGAGAGGAACCAAGCGCAACGCGAUCAAGAGCGAGCGCCUUUGCUCCUUCGAUCCCCUCGAUCCGCAUCACGCUCGCGUCAUCCCGUACACAUCUAUAGCCAUUCGUUUGGUCUGUCGAGAUCACGGAGGUCCCGAGCUGUUCCAAUAUCUCUGCUCGAAAGUCCGUCUUCGACGCCCUGACGUGGCUCCACACUCCUUUCCCGCCCCUGUUACGAACCUAGGACUUUUCUCUCUUUUAAACUUCAGGAAGUACGAGAGAUGGAUCAAGCAUGUCCAUUGGCGCGUUGCUUUCCAAGUGGAGAGCAUGUUACGCAGCCUUGUCGCCAGUCUUCGCGAUAUCCUGGACAUCCGAUCACGUAUCCUCUCUCUUGAACAAGACAUGGGUCCCCUUUACGCUGCCGACCUUCUCCGACGCUUCAGCGCACGGCUCAAAAUUGACAUGUGGGGUUCGAACCAGGACCUCCCCGUUGAGUCAUUCUUUAACUACUACCGACGCAUGGAAGCGCAGCUCAUCGAAUCAAUGCCGGAGAUACCACCUUCGCCGUUCCUCAAUGACCCGGGCGUCUUUGAAUCGUUCCACAUCGCCGUCACGCCUACAAUAAUGGCUCUCGAAGGCCCCCUUCCCGAGCGUUCGAACCGAGUUAUGCGCAUGUAUCCCAAGGACCACGAUUGUUUCCUUCGCGUUAGCUUCAUGGACGAGAACCGCCUCCAAUACCGAAGUAAUAGGGAUAUUGACGGGCCGUUGUUCAUCAACUCCUGGAUCACGCGCAUUCUCCAUGAAGGAAUGGUAGUCGCGGGACGCAAAUUCCGCUUUCUGGGGUACUCGCAGUCUGCACUCAAGUCUCAUACUGUCUGGUUCGUCCUCGAUGACCCGGAGAGGCCAGAAUUGCGCGUCGAGAACAUCAUCAGGGGACUCGGGCAGUUUGAUAAUCUGAAAUACGACCGGCAGCUCAUCUACUGCCCUGCCCGCUACGGUGCCCGUAUAUCUCAGGCAUUCACCGCGACGGAUCCGUCCAUCGUUGUCCGGGCAGAGGAGGUAUUUCUCCUGGAGGACAUCAAACGCGGCCAAUGGUGCUUCACGGAAGGAGUAGGCACACUCUCACGAGCCAUGGCAAAAGCCAUCUCCAAGACCUUAAAGGACAGUGGGAAACGAGCCUUCCGACGACUGACAACUCACCCAGGCGCUUUCCAGGUGCGCUUCCAAGGGAGCAAAGGCGUAGUCACCGUCGACCCCAGAUUACGCGGCAACGCUAUCUGCGUACGACCUUCAAUGAUCAAGUUCGAGGCACCUGAGUCGUUGGACGUCGAGAUCGCCCAGGCUUUCGACAGGCCGAGCAAAUACUACCUCAAUCGUCCAUUGAUCAUGAUCCUCGAAGCCCUUGGUGUUCCGUACCGGGUGUUCGACAGGCUACAGACGAGGGCGAUCACGCAGGUUCACAAGGCCUCUCGCUCGCUCCGUGGACUGGCUGAAAUCAUGGAAGCGUACGGUCUAGGAACCUCGUAUCGUCUUCCCUCCAUAUUUCUCAGCCUCUCUAAACUUCAUGUCGAGGCACCUCCCGAUGAUAGUUUCUUUCACCGAGUGAACGACUUCACCGUCCAUCAUAUCCUUCGAGACCUCAAACACCAUGCGAGGAUUCCUCUUGAUCGUCAUGGAUGGACUCUCGUCGGCGUGGCCGACAUACACGGCUGGUUGCGCGAGAAAGAAGUAUACGCUUAUAUCCGUCUUCCGGAUGGUGAAGCGUUUUACUUGGAAGGGCGGGUGAUGGUCUCGAGGUCCCCAACGAUACAUCCUGGGGAUGUCCAAGUUCUGACGGCUGUUAAACCACCACACGGAAGUAUCUACCUGCGUGAGCCUCUCGCAAAUACUCUGGUAUUUUCUAUCCAAGGUACUAGGCCGGUAUAUACUGGCCUCGGUGGAGGGGACCUAGACGGGGACCUUUACAACGUCACAACCCUGCGAGAGCUUAUGCCUCCGAAGAACUACCAUCCGGCAAAUUAUGAUCCAGCGGUGAAGAGGAUUCUGGACCGUCGGAGCACAAUACACGAUAUCGCAGACUUUGUCGCGGAUUAUAUCAACAGCGAUAUCAUCGGACUUGUUGCCAUCAACUGGCUCAUCAUCGCCGACCAAAGCCCCCAAGGGAUUUUCGACCCCGACUGCCUUUCGCUAUGCGAACUCCACAGCAAUGCUGUUGAUUACCCGAAGAGCGGGAACCCUGUGUCGGCCAAAGCUAUCCCCUUCCUGAAGUUCAGUGCGAAGCCCGAUUGGAAUGCACCGGAGACGGUCGACCUGAAGGAUACGGCGAAUUAUUACCAGAGCGAAAAGGCCAUAGGAAGACUUUUCCGCGCCGUGACCCUUCCUGAUCUGAACGUGGACGGGGGCAACUUCGAGUUCAAUCGCCAAUUGGGGCAUACACCCGAGGCCGACUUGGACGAGGUGUUUGCGAAGCUCUGCAUGGAGAACGAGGAGUAUGACGAUCCAUGGAACGACGCCGUCAAGAACCGUGUGGCACAAUUCAUAGACGUCGAACCCGACAGCGCUUUCGUUGGACCAGCCGUAGAACUCCUCAACAGCUACGUCGUCGACCUCGCGUCGACGUGCGCCAACAACACGAUUUCUACCCAUCGGUUGUCCAUGCUUUCCGAGGAAGAGGCUAUCGUUGGUACAAUUGUGGCGAAGUGUUCGCAGAAGAACCGUAGGAAGGAAUGCAUGGCAAAGUUACGAGAGCAGACAGAGGGUUUGGUGAAGGGUAUCAGAGCCGGUCUGAUAGACAAUACUCCACUACCGUCGUCAGUAGAAGACAACGAGGACGAAGAGGCACAGGAGGAUGCGGUUCUGAAGAACUGGCUAGCUCAAGCAUGGGCAGCGUGGCAAGUUUCGAGGGUUGAGGAUGCGUUCGGGUGUACGAGCUUUGGUUGGAUCGCGUUGGGUGACGUGUUCGACGCUAUAAAGGCAAUUGAGCAACGAGAAGUGGACAGAGCUCAUGGUUCGAAUAUGUAGCAUUUAUCUACGGCCAUGUAUCGUUAGAAUCUGUAGUGGCUCUUGCGUUGUUGUUGUACAGAUUAGCGAAUGACUACGAUGUGAUUUGAAG
Molecule: messenger RNA, 4143 nt
Organism: Stereum hirsutum FP-91666 SS1
Lineage: Eukaryota; Fungi; Basidiomycota; Agaricomycetes; Russulales; Stereaceae
Product: RdRP-domain-containing protein
Exons: 4
Coding region: 366-4052 (1228 amino acids)
Biological process (GO): siRNA processing
Cellular component (GO): nuclear RNA-directed RNA polymerase complex
Molecular function (GO): RNA-directed RNA polymerase activity
Source: RefSeq, a predicted model, not a curated record